This is a messenger RNA of Pterocles gutturalis (yellow-throated sandgrouse), 498 nucleotides long. RefSeq names its product HIV-1 Tat interactive protein 2, 30kDa (gene HTATIP2). NCBI's taxonomy places the organism in Eukaryota, Metazoa, Chordata, Aves, Pterocliformes, Pteroclidae. The annotation marks the transcript as partial. Gene Ontology annotation, cellular component: cytoplasm. The record is from RefSeq and is a predicted model, not a curated record. Gene Ontology annotation, biological process: import into nucleus. The transcript has 4 exons.
CACGCCACCGCCUUCCAGGGACACGACGUGGGCUUCUGCUGCCUGGGCACCACCAGGGCCAAGGCUGGGGCGGCUGGCUUUGUCCGUGUGGACCGGGACUACGUGGCGCAGGCAGCAGAGCUGGCUCGGGCAGGGGGCUGUAAACAUUUUGUGCUGCAGUCCACCCAGGGGGCAAACCCACACAGCGCCUUCCUCUACCUCCGUGUGAAGGGAGAAGUGGAAAACCUGGUCCAGGCCGUCGGCUUUGAUCGCUGCACCAUCCUGCGGCCAGCGGUGCUGCUGUGCAAGCGCCAGGAGUCCCGGCCCAUGGAGUGGAUGGCCCAGCAGUUUCUGGGUGUUGUGUCUCGGGUCUUCCCCACUGCUUACUCAGUGCCUGUGGAAACAGUGGCCAGGGCUAUGGUGGCCACCGUGCUGCAGCCCAGCAACGGGAAGGUGGAGGUGCUGGAGAACAGGGCCAUCCACGAGCUGGGAAAGGCUGUGCCGCAGCAGGGCACGUAG